AUGGACAAUUUACCAGUUAGUGACAGUCGUACUGAUAUUGUUUCGUCAAAUGAUAAGAGUCUUACAGACGAUGCCAGCAUUAUGUCAGCUGAUAAGGAGCAUGCUUCAGAUGCUAUUUUGUCAGCUGAUAGCAUUCACACCAUAGACAACAAAACUUCAACAGCUGCUUUUAGAGGCAGUGGUACUUUACUGGCUGAAAAAGGUCAAUUCGCUGAUAAUGGCACCUUGAAAGGUGAAAUACACUUCGUGGAAAAUGUGCCAUGUUCCAUUUUAUCGACAUUUGACGUCAUGAAAAGUAGCACACUAUCAGACAAAACCGUUGAGCCAGAUGCUGUUUUAUCAGUUGCUAGUGAUUAUGAUGUGGGGAGUGCUACUCGUCCAACGGACAAGCCAUCUUUCACCGAUUUCGAAGAACACCAAUUAUGUCAUGUAAACAGCGAAGAAAUGGAUAUACAAAUCGUUGACUAUAUAAAGGAUCAAAAGAAAAAUAAUUCAGAAAUUACACAUGAAGAUGAACUUCAACUUACCAUUAAUUUUUGUAAAGCAAAAAUUCGAUCAAAUAUGGAAAAAGAUUUGAUUAAAAUACCGAAGAAGGAACUCAGGCAUUUAAUGAACAAAGUUAUCGAAUGCAGUCUCGAACUCGACCGAUUAAGGGAAGAAUCGAACGAUCCUGCAAAAAGAGCGAAAUGGAAAAAUAUUCUUAUUUCAAAUGGUCAUAUAUUGGCACUUCAAGCGAUUAGUGGACGUAAUCCCUAUUGUGAAGUAUGCUUAACAACAAUUUGGCGGGUUCUACAAAGAUAUAGGAGAUGCGAAGAAUGUGGAAUGCGUUUACACGAAAAAUGUAUUGAUGGUAUCAUGCGUCGAUGUGUUGCUACGAAGUUGCAUCACUCAUCGUUUGAAAUCUGCUUGGAUAUUUGCAUGGAACAGAAGUUGAGCGACCAGGAUUAUAAAUGUGCUGAAUGUCGAAUUCCUUUGAAAUUUGGAUCAACUUCAGUUGAAGAACCUCGUCUUUGUGAUUAUAAUGGCUUUUAUUAUUGUACCCGAUGUCAUUGGAAUGACCAAUGCAUUAUACCAGCGCGAAUCGUUCAUAACUGGGAUUUUCAGAAAUAUAAAGUUUGCCGUGCUUCGAAACAAUUAUUGGUCUUAAUUGAGCGAAGACCAAUUUUUGAUAUCGUAAAAUUAAAUCCAUCAUUGCCAAAAUUCGUCGAUAAGCUUAAUCGAAUAGAUAAAUUACGAAAAAAUAUCAUUUUUAUGAAAUGUUACUUUAUAUGUUGCAAGAAUGCUCGUAAAUUGCGAAUAUUACAAUAUUUAAAUCAUCGCCAACAUUUUGUUGACAAUUCGAAUUUAUAUAGUUUGUCUGAUUUACGCGAUCUAAUGGAAGAUCGACUUAUUCCAGAAAUUGAACAAAUUUUUACUGUAUUCUUUAAUCAUAUCACUAAAGAAUGUGAGAUUUGUCAAGGAAAUGGAUUUUUCUGUGAAAUCUGUUCAGAUGAGAAAAAGCAACAAAUGUCUAUUGAAAGUAUACCCAGGGAGCUGCGUAAUCUGAGAGCUUGUUUAUUAUGUUCUAUGGUUAAAAGUGUGGAACAAUUCGAAAUGGAUGGUUGUGAUAACUGCGAAAGAUAUUUAGGAAUGAAAGGUGAUGAAGAGAAAGUAAGCGAGUGCACAAGCUCAAAUUUCGAUGGAUUAAUCGCAGCGAUGAUACCGGAUGAAUCGUGGGUUUGCAAAUGGCAAAAAAUCAAUCGAAAGGCAAGAGGUAUCUAUGCCGUUUCGGUGUCGGGAACAUUACCGUCUCAUAUUGUUCAAGAUCUCAAAUCUCAGAAUAUACGAUAUAAACCGCAUAUGCGUGACAUGACAAAAAACAGUUGA
Molecule: messenger RNA, 1866 nt
Organism: Dracunculus medinensis (Guinea worm)
Lineage: Eukaryota; Metazoa; Nematoda; Chromadorea; Rhabditida; Dracunculidae
Source: the annotation of a GenBank genome assembly